AUGGGCGCUUGCAUUCGUGCCCAGGAGUACGGAUAUCAGAGUCAUGAUCUUUCCGUAGCGUGUGACAAGGAAGCUGUGGCUACGGAGCGCGGGAAGUUCCGCCAGCGUGUUCCCGGCCGCGGAUGGGUGGAGUUGAGUUGCGCAGAGGGAACCGUCUUUAGGCAGGACACGUGCGGCUGCGAGUAUGGUGAGCCCGACAUAAAAGCACCAAAACAUACGACACCAACGCCAAAGCCGACAACGCCGAAACCUACCACGACCACAAAAGCAGUAGAACCAGCGCCGAAAGCACCAAUACAUACGACACCAACGCCAAAGCCGACAACGCCGAAACCUACCACGACCACAAAAGCAGUAGAACCAGCGCCGAAAGCACCAAUACAUACGACACCAACGCCAAAGCCGACAACGCCGAAACCUACCACGACCACAAAAGCAGUAGAACCAGCGCCGAAAGCACCAAUAAAUACGACACCAACGCCAAAGCCGACAACGCCGAAACCUACCACGACCACAAAAGCAGUAGAACCAGCGCCGAAAGCACCAAAACAUACGACACCAACGCCAAAGCCGACAACGCCGAAACCUACCAUCACCACAAAAGCAGUAGAACCAGCGCCGAAAGGUAUUCCCAGAGGGAACCAUUUUGCAAUUGAAUAA
Molecule: messenger RNA, 660 nt
Organism: Dreissena polymorpha
Lineage: Eukaryota; Metazoa; Mollusca; Bivalvia; Myida; Dreissenidae
Exons: 7
Coding region: 1-660 (219 amino acids)
Source: RefSeq, a predicted model, not a curated record